AUGGCAGCUGAUCCACCACCAGUCGAGAGGCUUCUUGGUGAUUAUGAUGGAAAUAAUGCACCGCUGCAUCCCAUUACGAUCAAUCAACUUGAAAGGCGGUCUUUUUCUGGAAGGGUGAACGAAGAUGCAAAUAAACAUCUUCAAAGGUUUCUGACUAUGAGUACCACAUUGAAGAUAGACGGGCAUACUGAGGAAACGAAGAGGGUACGUAUGUUCCCUUUCACCCUAGCUGAUGAGGCUGAAGAAUGGUUCUAUUCCCUACCUGAAGGGAGUAUUACCACCUGGGAAGAGAUGGAGAAAGGUUUCCUGAAUGAAUACUUUCCUACAUUAGUGUCAUUAAGAAAAAGAUGA
Vicia villosa (hairy vetch) is the source of this 351-nucleotide messenger RNA. RefSeq lists its product as uncharacterized. The record is from RefSeq and is a predicted model, not a curated record. Bases 1 to 351 code for a protein of 116 amino acids. NCBI's taxonomy places the organism in Eukaryota, Viridiplantae, Streptophyta, Magnoliopsida, Fabales, Fabaceae. The transcript is spliced from 2 exons.